Molecule: messenger RNA, 880 nt
Organism: Vitrella brassicaformis
Lineage: Eukaryota; Vitrellaceae
Source: the annotation of a GenBank genome assembly
CCCCAGUCUCCCGAUUCGCCGGCCUUUCCCUCACCAUGAGGCCGUGGCACCUUGCCGUUGCCGCACUCGAUAUCGUCCCGCUCGUAUUUUUAUGUGUCGGUACGCAACUUCUUCUUCUGGCGCUCCCAUCAACGUGUGGGUUGUGUGCAGCGCUGGAGUCGGAGAAAUGGGUGCUUUCGGGAGUCGGGUCCGUAGUGGAUUCACCAUUGUCCUUUUCCUUCUUCGUCGCUGGCAUUGUUUGCCUCGGAGUAUCCGUGUGCGGCAAGUGAGUGCCAGCAAUCUUCAGUAGGGCAUCGUGUAUGGCAUUCUUCUCCGCAUGUAGCCUCCUCAUGUCAUAUUACGUCGAGGACCUCCGCAUCGUGCUGCUGUCACUUGUCGGUGCAAUCUUCCACUGCGCCGUUGUGCUGAUGGUGUCUCCUAUAAUUGUCUCCUGGCGGAUAGCGCAUUGUUUUCUGGCGGGUGGUACGUGCCCGGAUGAGGGAGAGUCGCCCUUCUUUGUCAAACUCACCACGCCAGCCAAGUGGAUUGCCUUCUUUCUUCUCCUCAUAGGUAAACCAGUUGUCACGAAUGCUAUCGAUCCCUCUGUGUACCCGUGAUGUUUGCAUACAGGCUAUGGCUACUGGUUGGGGGCGAACUUCUUGGAUGAAGGCAGGCUCGAAUUUGAGGAGGCCGGCAUCCUAGGUGGGCAGAUAGAUAGGUGCUUGUGUGUAUACACAUCUGCACGACUGCAUGUCUACAGCGACGGUUGGUAUUGGUCUCAUUAUCCCUUCACUGGCCAUUGAGCAUGUGAGGCUGUGUCUCAAGGGCUUUCCCACCAAGGACGUUCAACAGCUCGGUGAAGAUAUAGUAGCAAGUAUUCCAGCUAGAGUGUAAGACCGGA